AUUGAAUUAUAUAAACAUCGAACUUUCCCAGUGGCGAUAUUGGGAAUAUUUUCUAGGGUUCGGAGAGGAGUAGAGAAAACUUUGAGAAGAAGAAAUCCAUGCCGGGGAAAGUUGCGGGAAAUGAUAGAGAAAGAAAGACAGAUUAUUGAAGAUCAUCUCAACAAUCAUGCAAAGAUGCUCCUCAAGACAGAUCAAUCAGGUGCCGAUUAUGCACAUUAUCACAAAGUCACAGAGCUAGCAAAAGCUAUCGAGGAGAAACUGGAAUUCAAAAGCCAAUUGAGAGAAUAUGAUGUUCUCCUCGGAUACAGAGAGUCACUUUACAAGAGACAAAGAUAAAUUGCUCUUCAUUACAAAUUGAACCCAAAAGGGGAAAUUGUUAGGACAUUUUUAAUUGUGUUCAAUUUAAUUGUAUUUAUCUUUUUCUAUUAGAUUUAAUUAGUGAGCUUUUAUUUAAGUUUGCAGACUGUUCUUUUGUAUUUAGG
Cuscuta epithymum is the source of this 482-nucleotide messenger RNA. The record is from the annotation of a GenBank genome assembly. NCBI's taxonomy places the organism in Eukaryota, Viridiplantae, Streptophyta, Magnoliopsida, Solanales, Convolvulaceae.